UUUGUUAGAAAAAAGGAUCUACUUACUGGGGCCCUCCUGACAUAGAAAGAGAUGUGGGGGGAUUCUCGAUCUGCUAACAGAACAGGACCUUUUCGGACUGGGUGAAAGCUUUUUCUGCAGCAGUCAUGUUGAAAACCUUGUGUUGACUUUCCUCGUGUUCUGAAAUGGGAGCAUAAAAGUUUACUCGUCACUUCGUCUUAAAAUAGCAAAACUUUGCUGUUUUCUGCAGAUCUAGGACCUUGUUGCAGAACUCUGCCAAAAAAAAAAAAAAAAUGUUUAAAGAAGAAUGUGCUGUGAUUAGAGAAGAAUAUGCUGGUGUGUAGAUUUCAAACUCUCUGGACAAUAUGAAUAACACUGUCUUUGUUUCUACAGUGGGAGCCAAGAAGAAAGGUUUGCUCCCGGGUGGAACAGGGAUUAUCCUCCUCCUCCCCUUAAGAGUCAUGCUCAAGAGAGACACUCUGGCAACUUUCCUGGCAGAGAUUCACUUCCCUUUGAUUUCCAGGGGCAUUCGGGGCCUCCCUUUGCAAAUGUAGAGGAGCAUUCUUUCAGCUAUGGAGCUAGAGACGGACCACAUGGUGACUAUCGAGGAGGGGAGGGACCUGGACAUGAUUUCAGGGGGGGAGAUUUUUCAUCUUCUGAUUUCCAGAGCAGAGAUUCAUCACAGUUGGACUUCAGGGGUAGGGACAUACAUUCUGGGGAUUUUCGGGAUAGAGAAGGGCCACCUAUGGACUACAGGGGUGGAGAUGGUACUUCUAUGGAUUAUAGAGGUAGGGAGACACCGCAUAUGAACUACAGAGACAGGGAUGCUCACACUGUUGAAUUCAGAGGUAGGGAUGCUCCUCCAUCUGACUUUAGGGGCCGGGGUACCUAUGAUUUAGAUUUUAGAGGCCGGGAUGGAUCCCAUGCAGAUUUUAGGGCAAGAGAUUUAUCAGAUUUGGAUUUCAGGACCAGAGAUCAAUCUCGUUCUGAUUUUAGGAAUAGAGAUAUAGCUGAUUUGGACUUCAGGGACAAAGACGGAACACAGGUAGACUUUAGAGGGCGAGGUUCAGGUACUACUGAUCUAGACUUUAGGGACAGGGAUACACCACAUUCAAAUUUCAGAGGUAGACACCGGUCCAGGACUGAUCAGGAUUUUAGGGGCAGAGAGGUGGGACCUUGUAUGGAAUUUAAAGAUAGGGAGAUGCCUCCUGUGGAUCAAAAAAUUUUGGAUUACAUUCAGCCCUCUGCACAAGAUAGAGAACAUUCUGGUGUCAGUGUGAACAAGAGAGAAGAAUCCACACAUGACCAUACAGUAGAAAAGCCCACUUUUGGUGUUCAGAAGGCAGAAUUUGAGCAUUCAGAAACAAGAGAAGGAGAAACAAAAGGUGUAGCCUUUGAACAUGAAUCUCCAUCAGACUUUCAGAACAGCCAAAGUCCAACUCAAGACCAAAACAAAUCACAGCUUUCUGGAGGUGAACAGAGUUCAGACGCUCGUCUGUUUAAAGAAGAAGGAGAUCUGGAUUUUCUUGGUCAGCAAGACACUGAUUACAGAAGCAUGGAGUACCGUGAUGUGGAUCAUAGGUUGCCAGGGAGCCAGAUAUUUGGCUAUGGCCAGAGCAAGUCUUUUCCAGAGGGCAAAACUCAACGAGACCUACAGGAUCAAGAUUACAGGACUGGCACAAGUGAGGAGAAGCCUAGCAGGCUUAUUCGAUUAAGUGGGGUGCCUGAAAAUGCCACAAAAGAAGAGAUUCUUAAUGCCUUUCAGACUUCCGAUGGCAUGCCUGUGAAGGAGUUGCAGUUAAAGGAGUAUAAUACAGGUUACGACUAUGGCUAUGUCUGCGUGGAAUUUUCACUCUUGGAAGAUGCCAUCGGAUGCAUGGAGGCCAACCAGGGAACUCUAAUGAUCCAUGAUAAAGAGGUCACCCUUGAGUAUUUACCAAACCCGGAAUUUUGGUACUGCAAACGAUGUAAAGCUAGCACUGGUGGGCAUCGAUUUUCAUGUACAUUCUGCAAGUGCCCAAGGGAAGAGACCAAGCAAGAAUUAAUAUCCUACCCUCAGCCUCAGAAAACAUCCAUACCAGCAUCAUUAGAAAAACAACCCAACCAGUCCCCAAGGCCAGCUGAUAAGGAACCUGAAUCUAGGAAGCAAGAAGAAGGACAAGAAUCACGUAUGGGACAUCAAAAGAGAGAAACAGAAAGAUAUCUGCCACAUUCUCGAAGGGAAGGAUUCACUUUCCGAAGAGACCGAGAGAAGGAGCCAUGGUGUGGAGAGACUCGACAAGAUGGAGAAAGCAAAACAAUAAUGCUAAAACGCAUCUAUCGUUCCACUCCACCUGAGGUGAUAGUGGAAGUGCUGGAGCCCUAUGUCCACCUCACUACUGCCAAUGUCCGUAUCAUCAAGAACAGAACUGGCCCCAUGGGCCACACCUAUGGCUUUAUAGACCUCGACUCCCACGCGGAAGCUCUUCGUGUAGUGAAGAUCUUACAGAAUCUUGAUCCACCGUUUAGCAUUGAUGGGAAGAUGGUAGCUGUAAACUUGGCCACUGGAAAACGAAGAAAUGACUCUGGGGACCAUUCUGACCACAUGCAUUACUAUCAGGGUAAAAAAUAUUUCCGAGAUAGGAGGGGAGGUGGCAGAAAUUCAGACUGGUCUUCAGAUACAAAUCGACAAGGACAGCAGUCAUCAUCUGACUGCUACAUAUAUGAUUCUGCUACUGGCUACUAUUAUGAUCCCUUGGCAGGAACUUAUUAUGACCCCAACACCCAGCAAGAAGUCUAUGUGCCCCAGGACCCUGGGUCACCUGAGGAAGAAGAAAUAAAGGAAAAGAAACCCACCAGUCAAGGGAAGUCAAAUAGCAAAAAGGAAAUGCCUAAAAAAGAUAGCAAGGAGAAAAAAGACAGAGGAGUGACAAGGUUUCAGGAAAAUGCCGGUGAGGGGAAGGCCCCUCCAGAGGACGUCUUUAAGAAGCCCCUGCCUCCCACUGUGAAGAAGGAAGAAAGCCCCCCUCCACCGAAGGUGGUAAACCCACUGAUUGGCCUCCUGGGUGAAUAUGGAGGAGACAGUGACUAUGAGGAAGAAGAGGAGGAGGAACAGAUCCCUCCUCUACAGCCCCGCCCAGCACAGCCCCAGCCACGGGAAUUGCUGACCAAGAAGGAAAAUGAAGAAGACAAACUUACUGACUGGAAUAAACUGGCUUGUCUGCUCUGCAGGAGACAGUUUCCCAAUAAAGAAGUUCUAAUCAAACACCAACAGCUGUCGGACCUGCACAAGCAAAACCUGGAAAUCCACCGGAAAAUUAAACAGUCUGAGCAGGAGCUAGCCUACCUGGAGAGGAGAGAACGCGAGGGUCGGUUUAAAGAGAAGGGAAAUGAUCGCAGGGAAAAGCUCCAGUCUUUUGACUCUCCAGAAAGGAAACGGAUUAAAUACUCCAGGGAAACUGACAGUGAUCGUAAAUCUGUUGAUAAAGAAGACCUUGACACUAACAGUAAAGGUGGCUGUGUCCAGCAAGCCACUGGCUGGAGGAAAGGGGCAGGCUUAGGAUAUGGCCAUCCUGGAUUGGGUUCAUCAGAGGAGACGGAUGGCCGGAUGCGGGGACCUGGUGUUGGCACUCCAGGAAGAACCAGCAAGAGACAGUCCAAUGAGACUUACCGAGAUGCUGUUCGAAGAGUAAUGUUUGCUCGGUAUAAAGAACUUGAUUAAGAAUGGAGACAAGUCCCACAGGACACAUCUCCUUUUUUGUUUGUCUGUCUCUCCUUUUGUUUUGUUACUGUUCUUGCUGCUAGAACUUUUUUAAAUAAACUUUUUUUCAAUGUGA
This is a messenger RNA of Marmota flaviventris (yellow-bellied marmot), 3794 nucleotides long. NCBI's taxonomy places the organism in Eukaryota, Metazoa, Chordata, Mammalia, Rodentia, Sciuridae. The record is from RefSeq and is a predicted model, not a curated record.